CGGUGGUGGCUGCAGGCGCAGGCAGGCGGCAGGUGCUAGAAGCCAGGCUGGGCGAGGUGUGCACCCGCUGGGUUCCCGGGCCGCCGCCCCCUCACUGCCGGGUUCUUUCGCUCUCUCCGUGCUCCCCGGCGCGUCCAGCCCCUGGCCUUAGCGCCCCGGCUCAUGGCGCCCCGCGGUUGAGCCGGCGCCGCCAGGGACCCCUCCCGUGGGCCUCCCCGGGGCGCGCAGAUCCCGGAGCCGCCCGCCCACCCUCCUCGGAGUCUCCCUCCCCUCCUCGCCCGAGCCGGGCGGGACCAUGGCUGCGAAGCUUCGAGCGCAUCAGGUGGACGUGGACCCGGACUUCGCGCCGCAGAGCCGGCCGCGCUCGUGUACCUGGCCCCUGCCGCAGCCCGACUUGGCGGGCGACGAGGACGGAGCGCUGGGCGCUGGGGUGGCCGAGGGCGCCGAAGACUGCGGGCCGGAACGCCGGGCGACGGCCCCCUCGAUGGCCCCAGCGCCGCCGCUGGGCGCGGAGGUCGGACCGCUGCGGAAAGCCAAGAGCUCCCGGCGGAACGCGUGGGGAAACCUGUCCUACGCCGACCUCAUCACCAAAGCCAUCGAGAGCGCCCCGGACAAGCGGCUCACGCUCUCGCAGAUCUACGACUGGAUGGUCCGCUACGUGCCCUACUUCAAGGAUAAAGGCGACAGCAACAGCUCGGCAGGCUGGAAGAACUCCAUCCGGCACAACCUGUCGCUGCACACGCGUUUCAUCCGCGUGCAGAACGAGGGGACCGGCAAGAGUUCCUGGUGGAUGCUGAACCCUGAGGGCGGGAAGACGGGCAAGACCCCGCGGCGCAGGGCCGUGUCCAUGGACAACGGGGCCAAGUUCCUACGCAUCAAGGGCAAGGCGAGCAAGAAGAAGCAGCUGCAGGUACCCGAUCGGUGCCCGGACGACAGCCCCCCGGGUGCGUCUGCCCCGGGGCCCCUGCCUGCCGCCGCCAAGUGGGCCGCCAGCCCGGCCUCGCACGCCAGCGACGACUAUGAGGCGUGGGCCGAUUUCCGCGGGGGCGGGAGACCCCUGCUCGGGGAGGCGGCGGAGUUAGAGGACGACGAGGCCCUGGAGGCCCUGGCGCCAUCGUCGCCGCUCAUGUACCCGAGCCCUGCGAGCGCGCUGUCGCCGGCGCUGGGCGCGCGCUGCCCCGGUGAGCUGCCGCGCCUGGCGGAGCUGGGAGGCCCGCUGGGCCUGCAUGGCGGCGGCGCGGGGCUGCCCGACGCCCUGCUGGACGGCUCGCCGGACGCCUACGGGCCCCGGGCCCGCGCCGGGACGCCGGCCUACUUUGGCAGCUGCAAGGGCGGUGCCUACGGCGGGGGCGGGGGCUUCGGGCCGCAGGCGCUGGGCGCGCUGCGCCGCCUGCCCAUGCAGACCAUCCAGGAGAACAAGCAGGCCAGCUUUGUACCCACCGCCGCGCCCUUCCGUCCGGGGGCGCUUCCCGCGCUGCUGCCGCCGCCGCCGCCCGCGCCGAGACCCGGCCCCGUGCUGGGGGCGCCCGGGGAGCUGGCGCUGGCGGGUGCGGCUGCCGCUUACCCCGGCAAGGGCGCGGCCCCGUAUGCGCCGCCGGCGCCCUCGCGCAGUGCCUUAGCCCACCCCAUCAGCCUUAUGACGCUGCCCGGCGAGGCGGGCGCUCCGGGCCUGGCACCGCCCGGCCACGCUGCAGCCUUCGGGGGCCCGCCCGGCGGUCACCUGCUGGACGCGCUGCCCGGGCCUUAUGCGGCCGCAGCCGCAGGACCACUGGGAGCCGCUCCGGACCGCUUCCCCGCAGACCUGGACCUCGACAUGUUCAGCGGGAGCCUUGAGUGUGACGUCGAGUCCAUCAUCCUCAAUGACUUCAUGGACAGCGACGAAAUGGACUUCAACUUUGACUCAGCCCUGCCUCCACCUCCCCCCGGCCUGGCCGGGGCCCCGCCCCCUAACCAGAGCUGGGUGCCGGGCUGAGGGCCUCCCCUCCUGGGUAGCCUGGUCCCCUCCCCAAGGGACCUCUGUCUUCCCGUCCUGAUCCCUAGGUCCCAACCCCCUAUCCAGCUGCGCAGGAGGAAUCGGGUAGCUUCAGCCAGCUAGAGACCUCCUUCAAAAGUUGAUGGCAGAGGGAAUUGGGAGUGAGCUGCUGGGGACCCCCACCAUUCCUGCUUUAACUCCUAAACCCUCACCCCCUUCCUCCUCCCAGGGCCAGAAGCCUGGGAGAAGAGGCCCAAACCAAGGGGGGGGAGUGGAAAGGAAUAAGGUGGGCCCCCUGGUGUGGAUGCUGGAUGGGGAAGCCACCUAGAAGAUGGGGUAGGGGCAUCUCUACAUCUUCAGUUUUGUUCUGUGGAGGCAUGACAAACAGGCCAACACAAUCUCCCAUCUGAUUCUCAACUGACACUUUCCUCACUGGUCUUAGGCUCACCACUAGAAGCCAGCAAAACUCACUCUCUGUAAACCUCACACCUACCUGGCCAUCCACCUGAGUAGUCCUAUUCCAGCCCUAAGCCACCUUCCCACCACCCUCAACCCCAUAGUUCCCCAUCUUCCUCCCAUCCAACAUCUCCUCUCCCGCAGUCAUUCAACUCUGCAGUCCCCAUACCUCCAGUACUAAGUCACAACCUCUCCAGCAGGCCUCAGCUCCAGAUCCACUCCCUAAUCUGAUGACCCCUUCUCCUUGCCAGUCCCUGCCCCUCCCAUAUUUAUAAGUGUCCAGUUGGGGGCGGGCGGUAGGUGCGGCUUCCCCAGCGCGUAUAGUAGGCAGUGUACUGUGGCCGUGCCGUCAGCGUGUGCGUGUGCGUGUGUGCCGUGUCAAGGCCGUGUAGAGUGCAUUGUACAGCAUAUUUUCAUGAAUAAAAUUGUUUUAAAUAUUU
Dipodomys spectabilis (banner-tailed kangaroo rat) is the source of this 2868-nucleotide messenger RNA. It is a transcript of the gene Foxo6, whose product is annotated as forkhead box O6. NCBI's taxonomy places the organism in Eukaryota, Metazoa, Chordata, Mammalia, Rodentia, Heteromyidae. Gene Ontology annotation, biological process: regulation of transcription by RNA polymerase II. Gene Ontology annotation, molecular function: DNA-binding transcription factor activity, RNA polymerase II-specific; RNA polymerase II cis-regulatory region sequence-specific DNA binding. The record is from RefSeq and is a predicted model, not a curated record. Gene Ontology annotation, cellular component: nucleus. Bases 296 to 1972 code for a protein of 558 amino acids. The transcript is spliced from 2 exons.